UGUACAAAAUGGCGGCAGGUUUGAUUGAUUGGAAGAAAGUGAUUGUACGCGUAUGUUGGACUGUGAUAUGUUUGUUUAUCCUGUCCUGAGUGUGUGUACAGGACAGCCUUGAUAAUUAAUGGUAGCCGAAGAAUAGACCCGGUUAGUGCGUUUCAUCCAGUGUUAUUGUGUGGGAAAAUGCUAAGACAAUGUUCGCGUCAGACACUCAACAAUUGCAUAAGCUUUGUUUGUUGUUUACGUUGCACUCAGUAAUAUUCCAGCUAUAUGACGACGGUCUGUACUUAAUCGAGUUUGGACAAGACAAUUCUUGAUUGAUAUUCAUUGAUCCACGCAAUGGAAACUGGAAUACGAUGACAUGCAAUCAUUAACCUUGUCACCGAGCAAGAUCACCCGAUCCAUUUUGUCGACACUUACAAGCCUAAGCUACUUCUAUUAACUGACGGCUCUUAGUUCGGAAUCAUAGAUAAAUCCCAGUAAUGAGUGAUUGAGAAGCACAUGCAGGAAGGCCACCAGUCCAUCAGAGGAACAGGUGAACCAGCUCAGACACAAGGGCUGCCAUCGCCACCAUCGCCACCAUGGUGCAUGAGAUCGAGGACUUCUAUGGCGUUUACCUCCUGUACAAUCUGAACCCCCGGUACAAGGGAAGGACCUAUAUUGGGUACACCGUGGACCCCAACAGGAGGAUCAAACAGCACAACACAGGGGCACAGGCAGGAGGGGCGUGGCGCACAGACGGGAAAGGACCUUGGGAGAUGAUCCUGAUAAUCCAUGGCUUCCCCAAUGAUAUCUCAGCAUUACGGUUUGAGUGGGCCUGGCAGCACCCAGACAAAUCCAGACGCCUCCGCCAUCUACCAAAGAAGACACGCAAAGAAACAGCACAUCAAUUCCGAUUCCGAAUUGUUUCCCAAAUGCUCCGAACAGGUCCAUGGAAUCGUCUCCCACUCACGAUCCGCUGGUUGAAGCAAGACUACUGUCUUGACUUCUCCCCAGCGAGUGCACCCCCCUCACACAUGCCCAUCGUGUACGGCCCCGUGAGGAGCAAGAAGGUCAGGAAGGCAGGCAAGGGGAAGACUCCAAAGGAGAGCACGGAGGACACAUGUAACCAGAGCGAGAUCACAAGUCUAAAUGUGAGGCACAGGGUCUGCCCCGUGUGCUACAAGAGAUUGAAGCCUGAUGACACGACUGUAGCCUGCUACCAUCCCCAAUGUCAGAUGGAGGCUCACAUCCUGUGUUUGGCUCAACGCUUCCUGUACGACCCAGGUCAAAUAAUCCCAAUCGAAGGCUUCUGUCUCAAGUGUAAGCAGCCCCUCCUGUGGGGCGACCUUAUCAGGCACAAGCGGGGCUGCUACCAGAACCUCGCUGAGUCGUCAACCCAGGGAGAAUCCCAAGCAGACAGCGAGAGCGACACAUGGUGAAGGUGUUUUGUGUCACUGACCUUGACACCGCUAUUAGGAGAGUGAUGGGUCAUGUUUGACUGACCUUGACACGGCUGUUAGGAGAGUGAUGGGUCAUGUUUGACUGACCUUGACACGGCUGUUAGGAGAGUGAUGGGUCAUGUUUGACUGACCUUGACACGGCUGUAAGGAGAGUGAUGGGUCAUGUUUGACUGACCUUGACACGGCUGUUAGGAGAGUCAUGGGUCAUGUUUGUCUGACCUUGACAUGGCUGUAAGGAGAGUGAUGGGUCAUGUUUGACUGACCUUGACAUGGCUGUAAGGAGAGUGAUUGGUCAUGUUUGACUGACCUUGAUAUACCAGUGUUCCGGGUUAGAGAAAUUCUUCAGCAACCCAUGCUUGUCAUAAGAGACGACUAACAGGAUCGUGUGGUCAGGUUCUUUGACUUGACUGAUACAUGUCAUCCUAUCCCAAUCCCAAUCCCAAUCUAUGCUCAUGAUGUCCAUCACUGGAUUGGCAGGUCCAGAUUUGGUUAUUUACAGAUUGCUGUCAUAUAGCUGGAAUAUUGCUGAGUGCGGCAUUAAACAACAAACAAAUUAUCAAAUGAAACAAGACAAACUGACCUUGAUACUGCUGUAAGGAGUUUGAGGAGGCAAUGUUUGACUGACUUUCAUGGAGCUCUAGGGGCAGUCGGGUAGCCUAGUGGUUAAAGCGUUCGCUCGUCACACCGGAGACCUGGGUUCGAUUCCCGACAUGGGUACAAUGUGUGAAGUCCAUUUCUGGUGUCCCCUGCCAUGAUAUUGGUGGAAUAUUGCUAAAAGCGGCGUAAAACCAUACUCACUCACUCACUCAUGGAGCUGUAAGGUGAGUGAUGGUCAUGUUUGAAUGUUUGAAUGACCUUGAAACAGCUGUAAGGAGACUGAUGGUCAUGUUUGAUACAGCUGUAAGAUGUGCAGCUGUAAGACAUAGAAACAUGUGGUAAUAAUUUAUCUUGCUGAUCUAGCAGCAUUUGCAGGACAGAGCAUGGAAAUGUACUGUCUGGGCUCAGGGCAAGAAGAGGAAGUCACAAAAAACACAAAUUAAUUGUGACCAAAGACCUUGAUGGUGUUCAUCAGGACUAGUAUUAUAUUUGAUUUCAUAUAGACGAUGAUUUGAUGAAAUUAUUUCUUUAGGAACUGGCAUUUCAAUUAUAUAAAAUCAAAGGGACUUUCUUAUAUCCAAUACUGUCUUAUCACAUGCACCACAUUAAUAUUAUUCGUAUUUCUCAAAUAAUUCGGUUAUCUAACAGUACACAUGAGCAUCAGUUAAGCACAACCUGAUUCAAAAUUCGAAUAAUAAUGACAGACCCUGAUCUGAAACCAGUUGAACACCUUUGGGAUUACCUUGGCCGCCAAGUGAGAGCUAGGGACCCUACAGUUCAAAACCAGAAUGAAGUGACACUGGUGCUGUACCCAGAAUGGCAGAGGAUCCAAUGUUAAACAUCAGACGGAUCAGCAGCAUGAGCAGAUGCCUUGUGAAUGUCAUCCAUCAGAUGUCGUAAGAGAGGACUAUGCUUGUAAAAGGCGACUAACGGGAUCGGGUGGUCAGGCUCGCUGACUUGGUUGAUGCAUGUCAUCGAUCCCAAUUGCGUGGAUCGAUGCUCAUGAUAUUAAUCACUGGAUUGUCUGGUCCAGACUUGAUUAUUUACAGACCGCCGUCAUAUAGCUGGAAUAUUGCUGAGUGCGGCGUUAAACAACAAACCAAACAAACCAAAUCAUCCAUCAGAGUGCUGGAUACUCCAGACACUGAUUGCAGGGUCAGUGGUGAUUCCAAGAGUGACAAUACUCGUUUUUCACUUCAUAAUGUGACAAUCAAAUUAAUGGGGUGGGCUGGGUGCUGAUUCUAUGCAGCAUUGUUGAAAUGAAACCUUCUCAGACUUGUUUGCAUUACGCCAAUAAAAUGCUAGUUCAGUGCCAGCUUUAUCUGUGUGUUGGUAGUGUCAGACGUUCUGUUUGUCAGAUUGCUAUUCUCUUGUCAUAUUCAACAAUGAAUCUCACUAGUCUUUUUUUUUUUAAUGUAGCACAUAUCUGAAAAGGUCGGUGGUGCUUUAUUAAUGCUCAUGUGUAUAUUUAUAACUGUGUUAUUUAUGACUAUAUGGGUAGCCAAGUGGUUAAAGCGGCGCUCGUCACGCUGAAGACGCGGUUCGAUUCCGACAAGGGUACAAUGUGUGAAGCCCAUUUCUGGUGUACCCCGCCGUGAUAUUGCUGGAAUAUUGCUAAAAUCGGCGUAAAACCAUACUCACUCACUCAGUAUUUAUGUCUAUUGUGUAUCUCCAUUAGCUGUAGCUGUAGUGAGUCUGUAAUGUAACACUUCCUCACUGAUAGUAUAUCCAAUGAGAUUCCUUGUUAUUUAGAUUGUCAAAGUACGGAUAAAGUUAAACUUGGGUACAGGAAACCUUGUUUCCAGACAACGUAGUCUGGUACAUCUACACUUGGCCGGAUCUACAUGGGGUGAUCCAUCAGUCUGAGAUGGGAAGUCCAUAUUUUUUAUCUCCAUUUUCCCCCAACUUGAUACAGUAAUUUCUCAUUUAAAACACCAGAGAUUGUUGAUUGUAACACAGACUUUUCGAUAAACCCUUUUGAAAUAUUAUGCUGUCACCAACUGGGUGAUAGUGCCUUCAGUUCCUUUAGUUCCUUUGUGUCCAUAUUCCAUGUUUAAGCAGUUCCAUAUCAUUGAACCAUACCUGUUAUCACUGCCUUUAAACUGAUUAAGCUUAACUCCACAUAGAUUAGAACCCAUGAAGAUCCGGGGUAGAAUAGGUCUUCAGCAGCCCAUGCUUGCCGUAAAAGGGGACUAUGCUUGUGGUAAGAGGCGACUAACGGGAUCAGGUGGUCAGGCUCGCUGACUUGGUUGAUGCAUG
Messenger RNA from Haliotis rufescens (red abalone), 4292 nucleotides. Its product is annotated as structure-specific endonuclease subunit slx1-like. The coding region runs from base 576 to 1415 and encodes 279 amino acids. NCBI's taxonomy places the organism in Eukaryota, Metazoa, Mollusca, Gastropoda, Lepetellida, Haliotidae. Gene Ontology annotation, molecular function: 5'-flap endonuclease activity; crossover junction DNA endonuclease activity. Gene Ontology annotation, cellular component: Slx1-Slx4 complex. The transcript has 6 exons. The record is from RefSeq and is a predicted model, not a curated record. Gene Ontology annotation, biological process: double-strand break repair via homologous recombination.